Molecule: messenger RNA, 441 nt
Organism: Meloidogyne enterolobii
Lineage: Eukaryota; Metazoa; Nematoda; Chromadorea; Rhabditida; Meloidogynidae
Source: the annotation of a GenBank genome assembly
CCAUUUGAAAAAAUGAAAACAUUUUUACUAUCUUUAUUUUUAAUCCGUUUGUUUGCUCCGAGUGUUGAGCUAACUAAAGAAUCUAUGGAUAAAUUGGAAGAAAUUCCAGAGUAUUCAAAAUAUUUGAGAAGAGCAGGAUACCCUGAAAAGAAUUACACUAUUGAACGAAUUUCAGCACCAAGUCCACCAAUACUAACUCUCCCAGCAAUUGAAUUAUGCAAAGAAGGACCACAAGACAAUAGUUUUUACAGUCAUGUUUUUUGUUGGAGUAUGAUUGGACUAUAUAUUAUGCUUUUUGUCAGCCUAGUUAUAUAUCAACUGCGCUCAGUCUUUUGGUUAAAAACUAAUAUUCCUAAAAAUAAUGUACAACAGUCAGAUAGCAACGAUAUUGAACUCCAGCCCUUACACAAAUCCAAUCUUUCAAGGAUGUUUUCCAUGUAA